UGGCUCUUGGGUUAGGGGCACUGUUGAUGCUCAUGGCCUGGACCAAGAGCACUGGCCCCGGUGCUUCUCCACCCUCCUCUGGCUCCAUAACCAAGAAGAGGACCGGUGAGGGUCCUAGCUCCCAAGAUAAGGCGGAGCGGAGGACAAAGGCAAGACACGACGCUCGCAAGCAACGUAUCGAGGAAAAGGGCGUGACGUGUGAACGCUAA
Ilex paraguariensis (yerba mate) is the source of this 209-nucleotide messenger RNA. The record is from the annotation of a GenBank genome assembly. NCBI's taxonomy places the organism in Eukaryota, Viridiplantae, Streptophyta, Magnoliopsida, Aquifoliales, Aquifoliaceae.